Molecule: messenger RNA, 1379 nt
Organism: Sclerotinia trifoliorum
Lineage: Eukaryota; Fungi; Ascomycota; Leotiomycetes; Helotiales; Sclerotiniaceae
Source: the annotation of a GenBank genome assembly
UAUGACUGUGCUUGUACGCGUAUCCAACAAAAAUUAAACUUUCAUGGCUUUCAAAAGAAUAUACGAGGUGACCUGUUAACCUUGACAUAGUCAAUUUCUCCGGAUCCGAGGACAUAUGAAUAGCUUCCUACCUCCUUACCUUCCUUUUCAUCUUCAAAUAUAAAUUGAGUUUAGUUUCCUCAAAUUAUUCUUCAUCGUGGAGUUCCUUAUAUUCUUGAAUUGUACUCACAGUUGAACUUGGAAAUCCCAUAUUUACUUUUUGAGCAAUUGAAUAGUUCCAUUUAUACAUAACAUUUACAAAAGCUCUAUAAUGGACGCUGCGAUUGAUCUUUCAGAUGCUUCUAAAGCUCUUGAUCUAGCCAAUAUCCGUUUCCAACUCAUGUAUUUACCACCCUGCCCCCCUUUCAACCUCCCCAUCCAUCUCUCCAAAUCGCCAGCUAACAACCCUCCAGCCGCCUCGAAGACACCAUAACCUUCCAUCUAAUCGAACGAGUCCAAUUCCCCCUCAAUCCCACAAUCUACAUUCCCGGCGCACUUCCCCUUCCCGACAGCACGCUCAGUUUCCUCGACUGGCUCCUCCGUUCCCGCGAAACCCUCGAUUCCCUCAUCCGCCGUUUCCAAUCCCCAGACGAAUAUCCCUUUUUCCCCGACGCUCUCAAAGAGCCGAUUCUCCAACCCCUUCAUUAUCCCACCAUCCUGCAUCCAAAUGAUGUAAACGUCAAUACCGAGAUUAAAGACCAUUACAUCCAGACAUUCCUCCCCAAAGCCUGUCUACAAACAGGACGUUCAGACCGCGGCGAAAGAGAAGAAAAUUAUGGAUCAGCUGCUACAUGUGAUAUCAACUGUCUACAAGCAUUAUCCCGGCGCAUACAUUUUGGGAAAUUUGUCGCCGAGAGCAAGUUUCAAGCUGAGGAAGAGGCAUUUACGAAGAUGAUACAAGCGGGAGAUCGGGAAGGAUUAGGACGCGCAAUCACGAAUGAGAAGGUUGAGUUGCAGGUAUUGGAGAGGUUGAGAUUGAAGGCUAGAACUUAUGGCACGGAUCCGAGUUUGAAUAAUGGGAAUGGAAAUGGAGAAGAACCGCAGGGCAAGAUUAAUGUAGAGGCGGUAGAGGGAUUGUAUAGGGAUUUUGUGAUUCCAUUGACUAAGGUGGUGGAAGUGGAGUAUUUGAUGCAGAGGUUAGAGAAGAAGGAUUAAAAUAGAAGAAAAACUUCAUAAAAAGAAUGAAUGGUCGGAGGUUCAUGGAAUGGCUACAGAAGAGGAAAAGUAAAAUAGAUGGACGGGAGGAUGAUCAAAAUAGAAGUAUACCCGGAUAGAUUGCAAAAUUUAGGAAGUAAAAGGUCAGAGUGGAAGACCGAUUAAAAAGAAUAUAUAAAACACUU